AUGGCUGCCUCCACUGACUUGAAGCGGUUGCGGUCCGCAAGCUUGUGCAAAGCCGAUGGACGAAUUUCAAGGAACAAGAUAUACUUUACAAGCUCUUUACUUCUGCUCUCUCUGUUCGUUUGGUUCUACUUUCCCUACAAGGCUUCUAUUCCCAGAUUCACAGGUGGCCGGGAUGACUUUCGACCCCUCUCGGAUGCACCAUUUGCAAAAACUAUCGACCUACCCAUUGACCAUUUCAACCAAUCAGACACUCGGACAUUCACGAAUCGAUAUUGGAUGAACGAUACCUACUACCGGAGAGGUGGGCCUGUGUUCUUCUUCGAUGGAGGCGAAGCUGGUCUUAACGAUCGAGGAGCCGCUCAAAUGCUUGGUGGAGAUGUCGUAUUUGCACCGUUGGAGCUUGCACGAAAGUACCAUGGAGUUGCUAUUAUUUGGGAACAUCGUUUCUUUGGAGGAAGUAUGCCAUUUCCCUCAAACCAAACAACUGGUAUUGCCAAUGCCGGAUAUAACGCCUAUAAAUUCUUGAACAACGAACAGGCCUUGGAAGACGCAGCAUACUUCGCUCAACAUUUCCGACCAAUAGGCCAUGAAAAGGACGAUAUGUCUUCGAAUUCAACUCCUUGGAUUGCUAUCGGCGGAAGCUAUGCUGGCAUUCGAGCAGCAAUGCUCAGAUCACGCAAUCCCGAGAUCUUCUUUGCAAGUUGGCCUUCCAGUGCACCAGUGCAGACUCAAGUGGAGAACUCGGAGUAUUACAAUACCAUUGUGGAAACGAUUUCCAAGAACUGCUCAACUGAUAUGCAUGCUGCUAUCACGUAUGCAGACGAAAUCCUCUUUCGCGGAACAGAGGAUGAAAUUGCUCUCCUCAAACGAGCACUUUUCCUCACGAACAAUGCCAGUGUUGGGUCGUUUUGCGACUACCUCGAAACCUGGAAUCCUAAUAACGCCCCUGAAUUCUCUUUCAAAUCUCCCCUCUCAAUCUUGGCAGACAACUCAUUCGAUGCAAAACCCACCACAGACGGAGUGAAAGCCAAGCAUGGUCCCAAAUCUGCAUUCUACGCUUUCAUUAGUGCAACGAUUCAAGUUUCGAAGACUUUGCCAGGAUCCCCUUCUCGCCAAAUUGGUAGCAUAUCAGAUAGAGUCUCGUGGACUUGGAUGUUAUGCAAUCAGUUUGGACAGUUCCCAGUCUCGCAAUAUCCUUCACCAACAUCGAUCAUAUCUCGCUACAACAACAUUACCUCAUUUCUCGAGAAUUUCUGUCACGGUACAUUCCCAUAUACCCCUGAUCAACCAAAAGUUUUGGAAAUCUUGAGAUAUAGAGGCUGGAAUAUGCGACCGAGCAACGUUAUGUUUACAAACGGCGAGAUAGAUCCGUGGAGAGCAUUGAGUAUACAAUCGUCUAAGAAUAUCCACCCGAAUGCGCCGGAUAGGAAAACUACGCAAGUUGUGCCGGCGUGUAACUCACCACCUCCAAGAAACGAAGUCUUUGGUCUUGUGCAUAAGGAUUCAGUUCACGUGGGUGAUUUAAGAAAGAGGAGGGAAGAUCCUCCAGGGCCCGUGGACAAAGGCUUCGAGCUCUUCAGCAGAGCACUGGAUGUAUGGCUACCUUGCUUUCACAGAGAGAAGGCCCGAGAAACUUCAUCAAACGAGCCAUGA
Mollisia scopiformis is the source of this 1653-nucleotide messenger RNA. RefSeq lists its product as uncharacterized. The transcript has 2 exons. Lineage: Eukaryota; Fungi; Ascomycota; Leotiomycetes; Helotiales; Mollisiaceae. The coding region runs from base 1 to 1653 and encodes 550 amino acids. The record is from RefSeq and is a predicted model, not a curated record. Gene Ontology annotation, molecular function: dipeptidyl-peptidase activity; serine-type exopeptidase activity. Gene Ontology annotation, biological process: proteolysis.